Ornithodoros turicata is the source of this 972-nucleotide messenger RNA. RefSeq lists its product as uncharacterized. The transcript has 3 exons. The record is from RefSeq and is a predicted model, not a curated record. Gene Ontology annotation, molecular function: protein dimerization activity. Lineage: Eukaryota; Metazoa; Arthropoda; Arachnida; Ixodida; Argasidae. Bases 31 to 972 code for a protein of 313 amino acids.
AUCGCAACCACAGAUGCUGCACGAGCUAAUAUGGAUCCCGAGUACUCCAAAGCGUCAACAAGUGUCUUCAAGAAAUGUUCGGCAAUUUGGAAUAAGCAAGGACAGUCUGUACGUGCAGCCGAUAUUGUUAAAAGCUACUGUGGUAUCUACUUAACACGACCUGUGGCGACGCGGUGGAACUCUUAUCACGAAGCGCUCGAGUGUAUUCUUCGAUUAGUCAACGAGGGUAAAGACAUCAAUGGACUGUGCCGAGCCUUGAACGUCCCAGUGUUCCAACGAGGCGAUGACUUCAAAUUUAUUGAAGAAUACUGCACAGUGAUGAGCCCACUGUGUGCUGCACUGGAUAUUCUCCAGGGGGACAAGUACAUAUUCCUCGGAUAUCUCCUUCCGACCAUAACAGUAUUGAUAAGAAGACUAGAAUACGAGGGCAUGAAGGGGCUCAAAUUCUGCAGGCCUUUGGUGACUGCGGUCCUUGAUGGGAUUCAGAAAAGGUUUGGCCAUCUGAUGGAGGACAAAGAGCUCCUCCUCGCUGCAGCCGUCCUUCCCCGUUUUAAACUCUCGUGGUUGAAGGACGUGACUCAGCACGCGGCUGUCAUGGAUAUGCUAAGAAGGGAGAUCGCAAAUAAUUCUGCAGCGAAACCCCGCCACACCCCCGUCGUAGUCACGAGACCUCGUGCUGACGAUUUUUUUGCGUUCGGCGACGCAGUAAGUGCCUCAGAAUCCACAGCAUGUACGGAAGACGACGAGCUCACGGAGUACCUGCGGAUUCCUGAGGAUCACGACAUUUCGAAGAUGAAAACUGAUUUUCCUCGUGUACAGGGGCUCUUCCUGCGAGUAAAUACCGCGGUGCCCUCAAGCGCAUCAGUUGAACGGCUGUUCAGCACAGCGGCAGAUGUGUUCACAAGAAAGCGCACAAAGCUCACGGAUGUCAACUUUGAAAAACAAUUGCUACUAAAAUGCAACGCAACCUGA